Ornithodoros turicata is the source of this 3048-nucleotide messenger RNA. RefSeq lists its product as uncharacterized. Bases 1 to 3048 code for a protein of 1015 amino acids. NCBI's taxonomy places the organism in Eukaryota, Metazoa, Arthropoda, Arachnida, Ixodida, Argasidae. The transcript has a single exon. The record is from RefSeq and is a predicted model, not a curated record. Gene Ontology annotation, molecular function: nucleic acid binding; RNA-DNA hybrid ribonuclease activity.
AUGUCGUCGUGGAAGACUAUUGAUUCAUCUACCAACAGCGACCACCUCCCCAUACUAUUCGUGGUCCCCUGCUCUGCCACGCGUAACUCCUCCUCUCGGAUCCUCAAUAACCGCCGACUGCAGAGUCAGAAGCUGGAUGCUCUUUUGGCCCAAUGUGAUAGCCUUUCUUCGGUAGACUGGGCAUCUCACACACUGUCCUCUGUCGCCCAGUCCUUGCAGCAGUCCUCCUUCUGCGUUACGAAGCGGACUACAUCCCCUUGUGCGCCUUGGUGGAACGACGACUGUGCAAGAGCGUAUAGGCGCCGCAAGGCGGCAUGGAAGCAAGUGCUUGCCAACACCUGCUAUGUGAACUGGAAGAACUACCAGUUUUGUAAAGCUCUCUUCAAGCGGUCUGUUGCUACAGCAAAGCGUGAGUUUUACUCUGGACGCAACACCUUCCUUUCUGCACCGAACCGUAGGAAAGCGCUUCAUAGGCAUAUUGCCUUGCUUCGCUCCUCUUCGUCUGCCGUCUCCACAGAUCUCACUGUCCUCUCGGACACUGAUUUUAAGGCGCGCCUUGAAGAAAUUGCCAAGGGUCUCUCAUUGCGUUUUUUCGACGCGAUGCCCCUCGGAUCAGCCCUUCCCUCUUCUUGUGUGGGCUAUCACGAUGUCUCUGCCGAUGAAUUGGAAUUUGUGGUGCAGUCCUUGCCCGGAACAGCCCCUGGACCUGAUGGAAUUUCUGCUGCCACAGUGAAAUCUCUGUGGGCCAACCACCGGCCGGCUUUACUGAAUCUUGUCAAUACAUCUCUUCAAUAUGCAUGGAUUCCCGCUACCUGGAAGGUGGCGCGCAUUGUCAUCGUUAAGAAAGCCCCUUCCAAUGGCCUUACGCUAGACAAUAUUAGGCCUAUCGCCUUAACAUCUGUGCUCUGUAAGACCGUUGAACGUAUCAUCAAUCGGCGACUUCUCUCCCAUGUGGUAUCCCGUGGCAUUCUCGCUGCCCACCAGAUAGGCUUUCGCCCUCAUUGCUCGAUAUGGCUCGCCCAUACGAACAUUGAGAGCCAGAUUCGCCUUGCAAAGGAGAUGAGACACCUUUCAGCACUUGUUGCCCUGGACAUCGCCAAAGCAUAUGACAGUGUCAUACAUGCUGUGCUCCUCCAGAGGCUGCUAGACACCGCCACUCCCCCGUAUCUGCUCACUUGGAUUGCGAACUUUCUCUCGGGUCGCACCUUUUUCUGUUCAGACGGCCGAUUUGUCUCCUCAGCGUACCCCCAGAGUAAAGGUGUCCCCCAGGGCUCGGUCCUGUCCCCCAUACUGUUUAACAUUCUCAUGAGCUCUCUCCCUUGUGACCCAGAAGUCCUCACUGUAACGUAUGCCGACGACAUCGCGUUCUUCGCUUCGGCACCAUCUUUGCCAGAGCUGUAUGCGAAGCUGCAAGCCUAUAUGAACACCUUGUCCACGUGGCUAGACUCUGUCCAUCUGUCGCUCAAUGUGGCUAAGUCUGCUAUUCUCGUCUUCCCGCUGGAUGCGGCCAUCUCUAUUGAUCUAAGGGUGGGGCUCCAGUCUGUCCGUCAGGUGAGCCAGCUUAAAUACCUGGGUGUGUGGUAUGACGAGGCUCUGUGCUGGUCCCAACACAUCGACUACCUGAGCGCUAAGGCGUCGAAAGCUCUCUGCAUACUUCAUCGUUGCUGCAGCCCUCGCAUUGGUAUGCGCAGGACUGCCCUCCUGUAUAUAUAUAAACUGUACAUCCGACCUAUAUUAGAGUUCGGCUGUGUUCUGUUUUCUUCUCUGCCUGACUGGCGCUUGAGUAAACUAUACAUCUUAGAGAGGCGGGCCUUGCGGCUCUGUUUAGGUCUCCCUAAAUAUACGGCAAACGACGCACUCCUCUCUGAAGCCCGCCUACCUUCACUGAAAGAACGCUUUCGGUCUCUUACUAUCUGUUGCUACCUCUCGCAAAGACAACACCCGAUUGCGUUGGAGAAUAACGAGUCGAUGAGAGACACUCGGCUUUGGCUAACGCGCCGUUGGCACCGUAGGAAUACACCACAGCUGCUUUUCGCCGAACAGCUCCUCGCGCCACUCAGGAUCUCUUUGGCCGAUGUAUGUGUACUUGGUCCUCACCGGGAUGCCGCCUUCAUUCAAGUCUCCGAGAUAUUUCAUGCGGAUGCCAAGCGGCUUCCACUGACCACUCUACAGAGGACAUUAACGGACCACCUAAAUCGCUACGCGCAGUACUUGAUUGUUGCAACGGACGCGUCGGUUUCUGCGGAGCGCGCUGGAGCUGGCUUGUACUUCCCACAACUUGAUUCCCAGUUUCCGGUUCGCCUCCCUGACUUUACCCCACCCUUUGACAGCGAGUUCUUAGCUAUGGCCCUUGCCCUUAGGAGGGUUCCUCCCGCCUUCGAACAAGUUAUCCUGCUGUCGGACUCCCUAUCUGUCAUUUCAGCCUUGGCGUCGCCGUCAGGCUUCCGGGCUCCCUCAGAGUCAUUGGUAUCCAUCUUGGCUCGGCUUGCCCCACCUCAUAUUCGCAACGUCAUAAUCACGUGGAUUCCUGGCCACUGCGGACUCACCUUUAACGAAAUCGCUGACACCCUCGCUAAAAUGUCCCUCUCCGGAGAGAUUCUUCCUCUCCUCCCAGUACUUGCUCGUACUUCUGUUGCCAGGUACAGACGGCUCACAAGUCUGUCUCGAGCUGCCCCCCCACGCCCGCCAUAUGAACACCUCGUCUUUUCGUGGAACCCUAACCUCUGCAGCUCAAGGCAGACAGAAGUCUUGGUGACGAGAGCUCGAUGCCUGGCGCUGCCGCUAAAUUUUUACCUCCACCGUGCUGGACGGUCUUUGUCCCCUGCUUGCUCCCACUGUGGCCAGGAUGAAACAACUGAACACUUCUUGCUAACCUGCUCUCAGCUCGGCCAAUUACGCCGCAGACAUAUCUGGACACCCUUACGCUUGUUAGGAGCCCCACUCUCAUUGGCGUCAGUGUUGUCUCUCGGAGCAUCACACACUGCGCUCUGUCAUAGGGCUGUGGUAGCGGGUCUUGCAUCCUACAUCGCGCUCUCCAACCGCUUCUAG